AUGUUAUCUGGAAAUCUGUCGAAACGAAGGAAUGACCAACUCCUUUCCUUGCACAUGACCGAGGGUAAGUGAAUGUUCGCCAGUCUUCUCCUAGUUCUUUGAGCUCUCGAAGGAAGUUUAUACAAAUCCGUUGAACCCUACAGGGAUUCUCCCCUUGCUUUACAACUGGUUUUUAGUCCCAAAAAAAGAGGCAUCUGCAGAAGGUGUCGUCGUCCCCGAAGGGUUACAGUGAGUGGGGACUGAAGUUGACUUAACUCCCAUUUUGUUUCUUAAAUGCACUCUUUUUUGUUUGUUUCCUUCAAAUACCUCGUGCUGGUUUUUAGUUUCCAUGCGAGGUGAGCAGUACAUUUUCCUAUCUGAUUGCCAAUCCCGAAAAAUCUGCGCACGUCACUCCUGUCAAGGUAGAGAAGGAUCCAUGUUGAGGAUGGACUAUGUCUUCUCUACAUUGGAUAUAAUAGGCCAUUUUACAGUGGUGUACUUAGAUGCCAAGCCUUUGAUUUGGAGUGAUGCUGAAGGUGACCUUGUUGUGACAGAGACCAGUAUCUAGUUAGCAUGAUAAAGAAAUUUACAUCUGAAAAGCGGCAACGUUUGUCUCAUAACAAGGUCACCCUUAACCUCACUCUUAAUCAAAGGUUUGGCAACCGAGCACGUAACUGUAAAAUUGACUAUUCGUAGCCGUUCCAUACAGAACAAAAACGUGAAAUCACCAGCUAGUGCGACCUCUUAGCGAGGAAUCCUCGACAGGAGUUCAUUCACGUUUUAAUUUGAACUGAGUAAUACAUUCAUGUUAUGCCGAGGGGGAGAUGUAGCUCUAAGAAUCAGGAAACGCAUAGAGCUAUUAAAACGCAAUUUUAAACAAUAUCCAAUCAAAACGUUCCUCGAGUCGUUUCUUUCAUUGUCAUAGUUUGCGUCAUCGAGUAAUGGACUUUGUGCACGCUCUUAAUCAUAUCUUGUAUUAUCCGUUCGAUGAAUUUUUUCUUAAUUCCUCCAAUUUAAAGGGUAAAAUUUGUACACCAUGCUCGUUCACAAGCUAAGGACCAUCGUACAUCUUUACCUGGUCCAUUUAUUGAAAAACAGUACCAUGUUCUUAGAGUGCGCGCCCGCUUAUUCGCCUGAUUAGGUGAUUUUUAUGCCCAGUACAAUUCUUAAAAAACACCUUAAAUCUUCCUGAUUAAUUCUGCGUUUUUGACAAUAGCCACGUAGUGGAGAUAAAUAAUAUAUCGGGACAAAUGGUGCCCUUGUAUGAAUUUAAUAAAACCUUCCCGGAAUGAUAUUAGUGAAAUAUUCAAGGAAUUGACACUAAGUUGUUUCUCCAGUAACACGAACGGUGUUUGACGAACUUCUUUCAGGAUAUCAAAGUAACAUCAUAAAUAAUCCAUAAAUACUGUUAGUACCUAGCAUAAUUAUCUAGCUUAUAGAUAUAUUCACAGAUACUAAGAAAGCGUGUGCCCCCGGCGAACUAUUAAUGAAUUUCACUGAACUCUGGGAAAUCGUAGUAUUAUAUUAUGGAUUCAUCUAGAUAAUUUUUAUUUGUACUUUGUGUACGAAGCGGUUUGUCCCUGUUACCUGACUGGAAUUAUUAUAUUUCACUACAUUUAGACGUGCCAUGAAUCCGUCUAUCUUUAUUUCGACGGUGUAUUAAACAUGUCAAUUUGUUACGUGCUAGCACGUAUGUUCAGGAUUUUGCGGCAUAUUGAGCAAGCUUGUCAAUUAGUUAAAUGGACUUUUAAGAAUGUUACUCUUAUCCUUCCAUGUUGAAUUUUCGAGAUCAAAACUAUUAUUAGCAUAUCUGAUCCGAGUCAAUGUUGCGAUGAUGUCCCGUGCAUUAAUAUAAUUUCACAAAUGCAUUACCACUCUCGUAUUCAACAUAAUUGUUUCAUGCCUAGUCUUGACUUCUUCUCUACAUUUUUUGUAGGAUUUCUGUGAUAAAUUAUUGCUGCCCUUUUUUCAAAGUAAAUUUUAAUCUUGUAAUUCAAUUUUAAGUAUCUAUGGCAAUGCCAAAAAUAUUAAAAUCCGCAUCAUUUUCAUGCUAGAUGGCAGGUGUUGAGUCCGUCAACAAACUUCCAACGUCACCAAAAGCGAAUGCUCAUCGUAGGUCAAUUAACAUUGAGUAGGCUUACCUCUCUGACAUAUCAGCUUAUACUUAAUUCGAAACACAUGUAUUGAUAUCUACGUUAAAUUGCUCUUUACGUCAGUUUGUCUCAUAUAAACAGCAGGAGAGAAAGGGUAAGCAAUAAUUUCAAAUAUCACGAAUUAUUUUGGUACCGAUAUCCGAUGAGUUAAAGAACACAUUCUCUGUGUCGCAAAACGCUGAGUUAAUUUUUCGUAAUCCUAAUUCUAUUUCUUUCUUCCAAUCGCUCAUCACGUCCUUUAGUCUCAUAGACGGCUGGAAAGGAAAGGGCAUGCAGUCAUUUUGAAUUCGUUGUUCUUAUGAAGAAAAGAAAUAUUUGUAAAUAGAACAGGAGAGAUGGUAAGUUUUGCGCUCGGUGAAGAAAUAGAGAAAGAUGGUUUUCGUCCCACGAGCGUGGGACAAAGAAAGUCCCAAUAAGGAGUCGAACCUCAGAACUUCAGAUUCUGUACUCUGAUGCUCUACCACUGAGCCUUAUGGACUCAGUAACAUCUUUAUCUAAGAAAAGAAAUGUAUUAGGUUCGAUAUCCAAGGAUUAAUGGAAGAAAAUGACAUGGCAUAAAGAACACAGUCUCUUUCCUCGUAACACUGAAGUAAUUUUUUUUGUAAUCUUAUACUUAUUUCUGUUUUAGUAAUAUCAUCAUUAUGUGUAACUAUUUUCAUCCAAGGGAGUUGAUAUAUUUAUCUUUACCAAAUAUACGAUAUCGACACGCCUGGUGGCUGCACUAUGCAUUUAUUAGCGUUAUCUUAGUUCGUAGGGAAGAGUAAAAAAAGAGCGGAAUCUUUCUCUAGUUCUCCUUUGAAUUUAAAUCAAUGUGAUCGAGUUUUAAAAGGCGGAAUAGUGAAUAGUAAGAUCUACAUCAGCUGACAGACAAGGCACUUAUUUUCAUCAUUUUUAACUCGUGAAUUGCGCGCAUGUGCAAGAGCGAGUUGUAGAUACGAUGUGGGGAAUAGCACUCGCUCGCUCGUUCGCUCGAUUGGUCGAUUCCUGUAAACUUUUUUUCGAUUUUAGGCUUUCGUGUGCAUUUGAUAGUUUUUGGCGAGCAAUAAACAAACGAAAUGGCGACCUUUGUAGCUAAGAAUAGUGGUGAGGUGAAAAAGAAGCCAAUGAUAAUCUUAAAAGAGUUUUUUUUUUCGUUUUAGUUUCAACAAGCGGUGCCAGCGACUGGCAGGCAUGUAAGGAUUCACACUGAAAUAACAGAACAACCUUCGUUUUCCAUAAAGAUGUAAUUUACAAUCCUUGAACUUGAAAACAAUCCGAAGAUUUAUUGAAAAUAUCACUUACUGCGAAGCGCUCGGAGUUUACAGAUGUUCAAAAGCUUUUUCUGUUAUGGCGUUAAUUACGUUUCUUAUCGUGUGUUUUUCCUGUGUGAAGCAACAGAAGAUGCCGGCGACUGACGAAAUUACAAGUUAACACGAAAAUCAAAUAGCACCUAAACAAAUAAUUUUAGCUACCGAUUUUCAGUGAAUUUUUAAAGAAUAAUUUUCUUUUAAGUUUCAAGACAAUUUGAAGAUUCAAAUGACAUAUUACGUACUAAAAUGCGAAAGUUAUACACCACAAAAUUGAUAAAUAGGCCUGAAAUUAAAUUCUACCUUGUUACUGAUUAUACGUUGCCUAGCACGUGACUAAAAUCUACCCAGGCGGAGAUCCAAAAUGAAGGUGGCAGUCUUGGCUUAGUUAUAUCCCUCAAAACUCGUUCCCGUUUGUCUCAUUUGAUAAAGAGGGAAUCGUUGAUGUUUUCAUUAAGACAGUAUUGCCUUGAUUUUCUAAUAUUUACAAUGAUAGACAGUAAAUUUCACUUUUCACCCACAUUUACUUCCAACCUUUUCUUUUGAACUAGAAGCAAAAAUGAUAUACAUUUAAAACACAUGACAUCAUCCACCCUUGUCAAAUGUAAUAGCAUUAUCAUUUCAAUUGUAGUGCCUUCUUAUCCCAACGUUACUUUGCUACAUUAGCAAACACUGAACUACUGCUCGUAAUCUAGAUAUGACAAUCAACCACAAAAUUCCCUAAACCAGAUAACAUGCAGUGCUAUGUUCGAGCAGCAUUAUUUCAACAAGGAAGGUAAUUUUUUUUUCUUUUCUUUUCCUUUGGAGGGUUGGGCGGUUGAAAGUUAAUUCUCCGGAUUGAGUGCAAUGGUAGAAAAUCAAAACUUACAAAAUUUUCAUGCCACGCGUCUGGUGCUUCCAAUUGCCUUCCAACGUCGCUACAAGCGAAUACAAUUUACCUUAUGAUAAUUGAUUACGCCUGUUAAAACAUAUUUUUAAAAAAAAACAACAAUGACAAAGAAAACAAUUGGGAGCUUUUACAGGAUGAAGAGUGCUAUCUAAGAAAUCAUUUUUCUUUUAAUAAGACUCCUCAAUGUAACUUGAUUUAUCGCGAUUACACCAGCAAUCGGUAAAUAUGCGGCAUUUAUUUUGUGUAAGGUGCAAUUGUGUUUUGGUUGUUUUCAAAAGAUGACACAUCUAAGAAACAUAUUGCGCGUCCUAUAAUUUGAGUUUUCAAAGCAUCAAUGAAACUCUUGAAAACAGAAAGAAAACGAGGAAGGGGAAACGAUCUUUUUGUUUGGCUUUUUUUUCAUCAUAUUUGUAAGCGGUUUAAUCUUUACUCGACGGGAAGCUCGCGAUAAAAAAUGGAAUCACAAUGAAACCACAAUCAAUUAAGGUUCCCCUCAAGUGAGCUUUUGUUCCGUUGAACACAAGUUUUUCAUUUAUUGUAAUCGUUGAAAAUCAAUCUAUGUAAUUGUUUGGUCAUUAAUCGAGACAACUAUGCGAACCAGAUUGAUGUACAUUGUUAUGAUAUCCAGUCGGUAAACAUUAUAAAGCAGCCAACCCACAUAUUAACCGCGGCAGGAGGCGGCUUUUAGCGAAUAUUCAAGACAGAGUGAAAUAUUUCUUAAACUUAAAUUCAUUUCUUUUUCUUUCCCCGUAGACUGGAAGAUUUACCACAUCACUUUCUAUUGCAUUUCUUGGGUGGUAACUUCGAAGUAAAACCGGUUCAUUUACUCGUCAAGUAUGAGUAACUUCGCAUGUAAUAAUGCAACACAAUUCAAUUCAUACUGCUGCAAACCGUUUCAAAGCGACACGAACGCAAUCAAAGGAGUUAAAAUACUAUGUUAUUGCGUUCUUCUAUUGAUGUCAGUGAUUGGAAACACGUUGCUCGUUGCCAUCAUUAAGACGAAUAAACGAUUGCAGACCAUUACGAAUUAUCUCAUCGCCAAUGUGGCUGCCUCAGACAUUAUUAAUACACUAUUGGUUGUUCCGCGACAAAUAACAGAAAUAUUGCUUGGUCCACGCUCAUGGCUGGUGAGUGGAUUGUUGGGCUCCAUUCUCUGUAAAAGCGUUUCCUUUUUACAAGACAUUACAACUGCUGUCUCAAUUAUAAGUCUCGUGGUCAUCACCACUGACAGGUACAGAGGAAUUGUAUUUCCUUUCCAAAAGCAACUUAUGGGUCCUGCUAAGCUCUGUAAAGUUAUCAUUCCGUUGAUAUGGAUCGUAUCUAUGCCUUUUCACCUAGUGUACUUCGAUAUUUUCCACACUGAAACAAACAAUGGAGAAACAACCUGCCGGCCACUCUGGAGUCCAGAGUCUCAAAAAACAAGUUUUACAGUAAUAUUUGUUUGUUUAAUAGUUGUUCCAGCGUGCGUCAUUACAUUUCUUUAUUUGCGGAUUAUCCAUAAUCUCAAAAGAAACAGAGCUGCUCUGAGCCAAGGGCCUCUACGGAAACGACUGAAAGAAGACGUUAAAGUCGUGAGGAAUAUCAUUGCAAUACUUGUUGUUUUCGUGGCUUGCAUGACUCCAAUUAGUAUCUAUGGAAUGCUGGUCAUGUUCGUUUGGGAUAAGAAAGUGCCUUGUGGCAUUGAAAACUACGGUUUUGCUGCCCACUUUAUUCUUUAUGCAAACGCGUCGGUCAAUCCAUGGAUAUAUUUUGUAUUGAACGAUAAAUACCGUCGUUGUUUCAGGAACAUUUUAAGGAAACUUCGUAUCGUCAGAAGGGAGAAAAAGUCUCGAGGAGGAUCACCACUCGCACUAGAAAUGUCAGGUUUUCGACCAACUGCUUAA
Molecule: messenger RNA, 6190 nt
Organism: Pocillopora meandrina
Lineage: Eukaryota; Metazoa; Cnidaria; Anthozoa; Scleractinia; Pocilloporidae
Source: the annotation of a GenBank genome assembly